AUGGGAUGGACAGGUACUAUCACUGUACUUGGUGCUAGAAGGAUGAAGUGUCUGACCGGGAUUGGAUACUGCCCUCAAGAAAUUGUUCUCCUCAACAAUUUGACCGUUUUGGAUAACAUUUGGUUUUUUUACCAGCUAAAAUGCCAACAAGAGAAUUGGAAAGAAAAGGCUGAGUCGAUCGUCGAAUCCAUAGGCCUGGAGGAGUAUCUGUUUAAGCGAACCACAACUCUAAAUAACUCGCAGAAGCGGCUUCUUGGCAUUGCUAUUUCGUUCAUUGGUAACUCAUCAGUAAUCAUUUUGGAUGAACCAUUUAGUGACUUGGAUGCUAGGUCAAGCAUUACUUUCAAAACACUGUUGGAAAAGGAAAAGGAGCGCAGAUGCGUGCUCAUUGGUACGUCAUCUGCUUGCACUGCAGAGAUAGUAGCAGACUAUAUACUUGUUCUCUACAAUGGAAGAGAAGUUGCUGCAGGAUCUCCUUCAAUCUUACGAGAAAAAUUUGGUCACAACUAUGUGUUAAAUGUUUUGUUGGAGUCAGGGAGUUCUAGCUUUUCGAUUAUAGAAAAGCAUGUACGAGAUGUGAUACCGCUUGCAGAAAUGAUAAGAGCACAUGGAAAUCAGUUGAAGUUUGGUUUGUUAAAAAGCGAUCCUGAAAAGCGCAAACAACUUCUGCUGGAGCUAGAAAAAAGAAAAGUCGCUUUAGGUAUAACCGAUUUCUACAUUAGGUUCUGUUCAAUUCAAGACGUCUAUCAAAGAAUAGAAAUACAGUGUCAGGAUGAAGACGAAAUGUGCAGUAGUAUUUCUUUCGAUCGGCAUGAUGAAGCGAAAUUUCUACCUCCACGUCAGUUUGUUAUCCUUUUGUUGAAGAAGCUAUACCUAUCAUUUAGCUGCUACUUGAUUUUAGCCCAGGUCGUAACUCCAAUGCUGCUGCUGCUCGCUGCAAAUGUUUUUUUCAAUCAGUACCACCGGGUUCCAACCGCCGAUAAAGAAAAGAGUGUGUCGCUCGAGAUGUACAGACAUGGUCGAUUCAUCGUUUUCAACCCGAAUGGGAUUGCUCUUGAAAGCUACAGAAUACUCAAAGCAAUUUCAUCUCAUAAAAAUAUCGAGGUGAUGUGGGCUAACUCGAGUGACUUCUGCGCAUCCUGGCCGCCUGACUGGCCCUUCGUCGUUGGCGCCGUUGCUUUCGGUUAUGAUGUCGAAUAUUCCGAAUUUGAAGAGGCCACAUGCUCAUUGCGGAUGCCAGUGUCACCUUCAGAAAGUGAACAGAAUGAUUCAUUUAUAACGUGGAGGAAUUUCAACGCCGAGGAAUUUCAAACAGUUAAUCGAGAAAGUGAUCAGCUUUGGAUAGUUCCUGAGGCCGCAACAUACGCAUAUCCGACUAUUGUUGAAUUAAUUACUCAACACUACUUUGGUGACGAUAGUGGUGGUAAUGGUAACAAUAAUAACGAUGAUAACAAUGGUAACGGUGGAAAUGGUGAUAAUGAGGAGCUGAUCAUGGAUAUCGAAUUGAAUAACCAAACGAAGUCUUCCCUUUUGCGAGAUUUAGCUGCAUUUGCUAUUACUCUAGGUCACGUCGUUUUAGUUUCAUCUUUCGUUACUAUACCAUUGCAGGAGAGAGUAGCUCGUUUCAAGAAGCAGCAGUUUUCGACAGGUGUUUCUGUAUUUGUUUACUGGCUGGCUUCUUUCACGUACGACCUAAUUGGUGUAAUGAUUGCGAUUUUCUUCCUUUCCGCAAUCCUUUUCAUACUUAACUUUCGACCAACUAUUUUUCUAACCUUUGUUGUGUGCUUUUUUAUGGUUGCAAGGUUACCGAUGAUAUACUUCGUAUCCCUUUUCCUGAGCAACCCUUUACAAGCAUUAAUCUUCAUAUCUGGUCUGACUAUUUGUUGUCCUCUCUUAGAGAAGCUUUUCGUGAGUUCUACAGUGAUCCGUAUUCUGUAUCCAGUUUUUCCAUCGCUUUCAUUCUUUGCUGCUAUGGAACAAUACACAAAUACAGAUUGCGCAGAAGUUGACAACGCAGCAAUUCUAAGUUCAAAUAUCCUGGUUUUUAUUCUUUUUACUAUAUUGUUGUUCUCUGUCGAGAAGAUUCGGGAGCACUGCUGCCGACAGAUCCAGUCUCCAUUAGAGAGAAAUAUGGAUUCUGAUGUACUCUUAGUUGGAGGAGAAGAAAUAGAGCUUAAACCGGGAGAGUGUAUCGCUCUUCUAGGACAGAAGAGUGACACCCGGCCGAUCAUCACGCAAAUGGCGACAGCUGCUCGGAAGCGUUGUGGAAAUUUCAAACUAGCCAACUCUUCCGGGCCGCAGGUGGCUUUUUGCUCGCGAGAGAACUCGCUCUUUCCUUCACUGAGCCUAAAGUCAAAUCUCGAAAUAAUCGCAGGUAUUGCCGGUCAGUCCCCGAAAACUGUGAAGAAAAUGUUUGCUGCGCUUCAUGAGAAAAAUCGAGUUAACUCGCCAUUUUCGCAGUGCAGCAAGAUGGAACAGAGAAGAGCAUGUAUAACAGCAACUGCUAUGUCUGCGUCACCAGUGAUUUUGUUUGAAAUGCCUGCGUAUGCUGUGGAUUUGAAAACUCGUUUAUACACAUGGGAUGUGAUACGUGGGUUGCAAAGAGCAGGACGAACCGUUAUUUUUACGACGGACUCACAUGAAGAAUGUGAAGUAAUUGCUGACCGUGUCGGAAUUGUCUGUGAAGGAGAAAUAAUAACAUUACGAACAAUUUCUGAAUUAAAGGCAAAACAUGGGAAUUUCGUAGUGUUUGAAGUGAGCACAACAACAGAAUUUGAUAGAGAUGCGGUUUCAACUACCGUCACCGACAUGCUCCCGGAAUGUACCAUUCUACCGGAAAACCCAUCAAAUCCCCUGAUGUUGAGAUGGAAAUUCGAGCUCGGAGAACUGGAUUUCAUUCACAAAUUCGAUCGCAUCCAGCAGAUACUGAAUACACUACCUGUGAAGGAGAGUAGUAUUAUGACCGCUCCAUUGGAUGUUAUCGCAGGGAACGUCAUCGAAGAGCACAGAAAGAACGAAUCUGAUUGA
Necator americanus (New World hookworm) is the source of this 3027-nucleotide messenger RNA. RefSeq lists its product as uncharacterized. Gene Ontology annotation, biological process: lipid transport; transmembrane transport. The record is from RefSeq and is a predicted model, not a curated record. Gene Ontology annotation, cellular component: membrane; intracellular membrane-bounded organelle. The transcript has 28 exons. Bases 1 to 3027 code for a protein of 1008 amino acids. Gene Ontology annotation, molecular function: ABC-type transporter activity; lipid carrier activity; ATP binding. NCBI's taxonomy places the organism in Eukaryota, Metazoa, Nematoda, Chromadorea, Rhabditida, Ancylostomatidae.